Otolemur garnettii (small-eared galago) is the source of this 768-nucleotide messenger RNA. RefSeq names its product cell division cycle associated 5 (gene CDCA5). Bases 1 to 768 code for a protein of 255 amino acids. The record is from RefSeq and is a predicted model, not a curated record. NCBI's taxonomy places the organism in Eukaryota, Metazoa, Chordata, Mammalia, Primates, Galagidae. The transcript has 6 exons.
AUGUCUGGGAGGGAAACACGGUCCGGAGGGGCCGUUCAGCAAUCUGGGCUCAGGGCCCCGUCUCCUAAGUCUCUGCGGAGAUCCCAGCGGAAAUCAGCCUCUGAUCUCCCGAGCAUCCUCCCUGAAAUAAGGAUGAAGGGAUCCCACGCGGCUCCAGUCAGAAAGCCCAUCGUUUUGAAGAAGAUUGUGGCCCAUGCCUUCGAGGGCCCAGCUGUCAACUCGCCUCGCAGGAGCUCUAGGAUUUCUUUUCUCUUGGAGAAAGAAAACAACCCUCCUAACAAGGAGCCCACUAAGGAAGAAUGUUUCAAGAUACAUCCUAGCCCAGUUACCCCAGCCACCCCAACCACUACUCCUGUGCAAAACCUGAACUCUGACUUCGACUCUGGAGAAGGAGACCUGGAUGCCAGAGAUUUGGAAAUGUCUAAGAAAGUCAGGCGGUCCUAUAGCCGGCUUGAGACCCUGAGCUCUGCCUCCACGUCCACCUCCACCCCAGGCCGCCAGUCCUGCUUUGGCUUUGAGAGUCUGCUAGGGGCAGAAGACUUGUCGGGAGUCUCACCUGUGGUGUGUCCAAAGUUAGUUGAGGUCCCCAGGGUCCCUGCGAAGCCUUGCACCCCAGACACAACUCUCCCUGGAAUCUCACCCCCGGUCGUGAAACAGAAGCGAAAGAAGAAAGUGCCGGAGAUCCUGAAAUCAGAGCUGGAUGAGUGGGCCGCAGCCAUGAAUGCUGAGUUUGAAGCUGCUGAGCAGUUUGACCUCCUGGUUGAAUGA